This is a messenger RNA of Drosophila innubila, 1310 nucleotides long. RefSeq names its product ovochymase-1. The transcript is spliced from 2 exons. The coding region runs from base 1 to 1008 and encodes 335 amino acids. Gene Ontology annotation, biological process: proteolysis. NCBI's taxonomy places the organism in Eukaryota, Metazoa, Arthropoda, Insecta, Diptera, Drosophilidae. The record is from RefSeq and is a predicted model, not a curated record. Gene Ontology annotation, molecular function: serine-type endopeptidase activity.
AUGAGAUUACAGCUCAUCUGCUGUGUGGCACUGGCAAGUCUCCUCCUGCACUCUUCCGUGAAGGAGGUCCAGUUGCAGCCUGUUCUCCGUGUUUCUGUGGGAAAAGGCGGCUUUUUUCAGUGGUUGCAAAUGAUUCUGUGGACAACUACAACUACAGCUCCUACGACUUCCACUUCGACUACGGAGCAAACACCGGAGAACUCCAUCGAAAGGGAAUGUGUGAGUUGUCAGUGUGGAUUAAUCAAUUCGUUGCGUAAGAUCGUGGGCGGUCAGGAGACUCGACGGCAUCAGUAUCCCUGGUUAGUUGCCGUGCUAAUUCUUGGGCACUUCUACUGCGCUGGAUCUCUCAUCAAUGAUCUGUACGUGCUAACAGCAGCCCAUUGUGUGCUGGGUGUUCCGCCGGAGCUGAUCACGCUCAGAUUCCUCGAGCACAAUCGCAGUGAUAGCGAUCCUCUGGUCCUGGAACGCCAAGCCGUCCAUGUCAAGGUCCAUGAGCUAUAUAAUCCACGCAGUUUCGAUAACGACAUUGCUCUGAUAACACUUGAUAAGCCGGUCAGCUUCGAGGGACUUAUACGACCCGUUUGUCUGCCAGACUCCGGCUCCAGCUUCGAUGGGAAGAUGGCUUUUGUGGCGGGUUGGGGAGCACGCCAAGAGGGAGGAUUUGCGACGGAUACUUUGCAGGAAGUCAAUGUGCUCGUUCUCAGCCAAUCUGAGUGCCGCAACUCCAGCUACACUCCAGCCCUGAUCUCCGACAAUAUGCUCUGCGCCGGCUACGUGGACGAGGAUGCCAGGGAUGCGUGCAGUGGCGAUAGCGGAGGUCCACUCCAUGUCCUUCUCGAUGGACAGCCGGGACAGUGCCAGGUGGCGGGCAUUGUCUCUUGGGGCAAGGGUUGUGCCAGACCCAAUACUCCCGGAGUUUACACAAGGGUCAAUCAAUAUCUGCACUGGAUUGAAGCCAGCACGCCGCAUGCCUGUGUGUGUGUUCCCAUUCCCGGGGAGGAUUACUAGCCAGGCUAAUUGCACGUCCUGACCAAGGCUGCAGCUCAUCUGUCAAACUUUGACUGCAACAAUGGAAAUCCCCAAAGGCAAAGCGCAAAACUUUUGGCGCUGAAUUUUGAAAUACGAGUAUUAGCAUAAACUACUUUGACUCAAUUUGCGUGCCAUUCAUUUCCCAACAGGCCACUCACACUCAAACUCGCACUCACACUCACACUCACACUCAUAUUUAUAUGCACAUUAGAUAUCCAUAACCGUAACCAUAACCGUAUCCAUUGGCAAAUAAAAAAGCAAUUUCAAAGUGGGUUAGCUAC